Molecule: messenger RNA, 759 nt
Organism: Mesorhabditis spiculigera
Lineage: Eukaryota; Metazoa; Nematoda; Chromadorea; Rhabditida; Rhabditidae
Source: the annotation of a GenBank genome assembly
AUGUCGAAAAACAUAAAAACGCCCACCAAUCAAAAGGUCCUCACCAAUGUGGCCGUGGUGCGGAUGAAAAAGAUGGGGAAACGGUUCGAGAUUGCGUGCUACAAGAACAAGGUGCUGAACUGGAGGAAUAAGAGUGAAAAAGACAUUGACGAGGUGCUGCAGACGCCCUCCGUCUUCUCCAACGUCAGCAAGGGGCAAAUGGCAAAGAAGGACGAGAUUAUGGCAGCUUUUGGAACCGACAACCAGUUGGAAGUUUGCCGAUUGAUUCUGGACAAGGGCGAGCUGCAAAUUUCGGACAAAGAGCGCCAGACGACGUCAGACAAUUCGGUGAAAGAGGUAGCCUUAUUAAUCGCGAAUAUGGUGGUGGAUUCGGAGACGAGCCGGCCCGUGGCCCCGUCAACAAUUACGAAGGCGCUCACCGAUAUCCACUUCUCGUUGAAGGCGAAUCGGAGCGCGAAACAGCAGGCGCUCGAAAUGAUCCCGAAACUCCAGGAAUCGCUCCCGAUCGAGCGCGCCAAGAUGAAGCUCAGGGUCGCAUGCCCGGCAAAGGAAGGCCGUGCCCUCAUUGGCCGUAUGAAGCCGCUGUUCAAUGAGGUCGAGGUCGAGAAUUGGGACGAGCAGGGACUCGAGAUGGUUGGCCUAAUCGAGCCCGGCGCCUACCGCACCAUCGAUGAGAUGCUGCGCAAGGAAACGAAAGAGGCGGGCCGGCUCGAGAUUUUGUCGCUGAAGCACGUCGUCGACGGCGAGCUCGAAAUCUCC